UAUUCACUUUGACAUAUACAAGCAUAUUAAUUAAGCUGGAACUAAUUCACUGUUUACUUGAAUUUGAAUUUGAAUUGAAGAAGGAAAAUCUGUGUCCGGUUAGCACCAUUCAGGUAGAGUACUGGCAGUGUCCUGAACUAAACCUUCUCUAUAACUGUCAUCAAACCUUAAACUACAAGGACAUGAGUGGUCAGAAAAUAUUUAUACACAAGGACUGGGAUGAUCACAGACUAGAGUCUGCUGUAAAAAUACAGGUUCAAAAUAUCCAACAAUUUCAGAGAGUUCCAAGGUUUAGCUCCGCUGAGUUUGAAAAGAAGAAAAUCCCCGAGAAUUUAUUCAAAUUUCUUCUCGGGAAAAUGGAUUUGGCCAGUUCCUUUGCUGAGCCCUGUGCUCCUUCAGCUCACAUCAACUGUACACCUAGGGACAGAGUGGCGGAGUAUAUACCUCUGCAGGAUGUUAUGUUGGUUCGAUCUACGUUGGAUGAGUUUCUGCGACCAAUUGUUGAAGAAUGGAGUGAAACAAAAUUAGAGUUUUCUGAAACAUAUGGAGUCCGUAGAUACAAACAUGGAGCUAGGCUGGCUCUCCAUGUUGACAAAAUCGAGACGCAUAUAAUCUCUGUUAUUCUGAAUCUUUCCCAGAAUGUAUCAACUCCUUGGGAUCUUUUUAUUCUUAAUUCAGAUAGAGAAGUGAACAGGAUACUGCUACAUCCCGGAGAAAUGAUCUUAUUUGAAUCUGCAAGAUUACCACAUGGAAGACAGGAUCCUUUAGAUGGAGAAUCCUAUGAUAAUCUUUUUCUCCAUUUCAGACCAGUUGGUUGGUUCGGCCGAGAUAUUGAUUCAGAAUGAGAAUAAGAGAAAUAAAUUUAUAAAUGUCUAAUCAUUCGUAUCUUCUAAUAAACAAAUAAUGUAU
Molecule: messenger RNA, 909 nt
Organism: Eurytemora carolleeae
Lineage: Eukaryota; Metazoa; Arthropoda; Copepoda; Calanoida; Temoridae
Exons: 11
Coding region: 183-845 (220 amino acids)
Source: RefSeq, a predicted model, not a curated record